AUGACAGAGGGAGGUCCUGCCGCCGCACCUCCUCCCACGAAACACUUACGUACGACGCGAACGUCCGCUACGACGCGUUGCUAGUGAACCGGCCAACUUCUUGGAUUAUCGACAAGGAAUACCAGUGCAGUGUGCUAGUGCCCGUGUGGAUUAUCGCUGGAUUAUGUGCUUGUGUUAGUGUGACUGUUUGGUUUCGCCCUGGAUUUGAAACCAAACCGCCAGUGUUUGUGACCAUGUGUUACGUGCGGUGAUGGCGAACGCGGCGAACGCCACCAUGUUGUUGUUCGUGCUCGCCGUGCUGCUGCCGUGCGUCCCGGCGCGCGUGCUCCCCCAGGACGCGCCGCGGGACUGCGAGUGGCAGCAGCGCCUCGACGACGGCCUCGUGGACGCCGACGUGUCGCUGUCCGAGAGUGUGCUGGCGUGCCGGCUGCGCACCAUCGGCGGCACCGACGGCCUGCUGGCCAACCUGACGGCCUCGCAGGCGGAGCGCGUCACGGCCCUGCGCCUCGAGUGCAGCGACGUGCUCUUCUUCGAGAGCUCCUUGGAGGAGAACCGGCACCACGGCGGCGGCGGCUUCCUCGGCCAGCUGCGCGCGCUGCGCCGGCUGUCCAUCGAGCACUGCAAGAUCCGCUACGUGCCCGGCUCGGUGCUGGCGCCGCUGCGGGACCUCCGCCACCUCUCCAUCCGCACCCACAACACGGACUGGUCCGCCAUGGCCAUGGAGUUCAACUCGGAGAGCUUCCGCGGCCUGGCCGAGCUCCGCGUGCUGGACCUCGCCGACAACAACGUCUGGACCCUGCCGCCCGAGCUGUUCUGCCCGCUGUCGGCCACCUUGACGCACUUGAACCUGAGCAGGAACAAGCUGCAGAACGCCAUGGAGCUGGGCUUCUCGGACUGGGGCGAGGGCCCCGCCGCCCCCGGCAAGUCCUGCAACGCCGCCCUGGAGGAGCUGGACCUGUCCGGCAACGCGCUGUCGAGCUUGCCGGACAACGGCUUCACCAGCCUGCGCUCGCUGCAGAAGCUGUACCUGCAGGAGAACGCGGUGGCCGCGCUGGCGGACCGCGCCUUCGUCGGCCUGGUGGCCCUGCAGACCCUCAACGUGUCCAGCAACCGGCUGACCGCCCUGCCCCCGGAACUGUUCCAGUCCUCGCGCGACCUCCGCGAGCUGCACCUCAACAACAACAGCAUCAGCGUGCUGGCGCCGGGGCUGCUGGAGGGCCUGGACCAGCUGCAGGUGCUGGACUUGUCCGGCAACGAGCUGACGAGCAGCUGCGUCAACCGGGACACCUUCUCCGGGCUGGUGCGCCUGGUCGUGCUCAACCUCGCCCACAACGACAUCACGCGCGUCGACGCCCACGUGUUCCAGGACCUGUACUCGCUGCAGAUCCUGAGCCUGGACCACAACGGCAUCGAGGUGAUUGCCGAGGGCGCCUUCUCGUCGCUCAGCAACCUGCACGCCCUCACGCUGUCCCACAACAACCUGGUGCGCGUCGAGUCCUUCCACUUCUCCGGGCUGUACGUGCUGCACCAGCUGUACGUCGACCACAACCACCUCCAGGAGGUGAACCCCAAGGCCUUCGAGAACUGCUCCAACAUGCAGGACUUGAGCAUGGCCGGCAACAACCUGACCGAGGUGCCCGCCGGCCUGGGCCACCUGCACUUCCUCAAGACCCUGGACCUGGGCGAGAACAGGAUCACGGCGGUGAGCAACGAGUCCUUCCACGGCCUGGACCAGCUGUACGGCCUGCGGCUCAUCGACAACCGCAUCCGCCUGCUGCCCAAGGACGCGUUCUCCGCGCUGCCCUCGCUGCAGAUCCUCAACGUGGCCGACAACCGCAUCGAGUCGGUGGAGCGCGGCGCCUUCGGCACCAGCCCCACGCUGCACGCCAUCCGCCUGGACGGCAACAACCUCACCGACCUCUCGGACAUGUUCCGCGAGCUGCCGGGCCUCGUGUGGCUCAACGUGUCCGCCAACCAGAUCGCCUGGUUCGACUACGCCCUGCUGCCCAACAGCCUCGAGUGGCUCGACAUGCACCAGAACAAGAUCGACCGCCUCAAGAACUACUUCGAGAAGGACGGCGAGCUGCGCAUCAAGAUGCUGGACGCCAGCUUCAACCUCAUCACCGAGAUCGCCGAGGCCAACAUCCCCAACAGCGUGGAGACGCUGCUGCUCAACAACAACCUCAUCACCGACGUCAAGCCCGGCACCUUCUCGCGCAAGGCGAACCUGAGCCGCGUCGUGCUGUACGGCAACAAGAUCGAGAGCAUGGAGCUGGCCGCGCUGAGGCUGUCCCCAGUGCCGGACGACCGCGAGCUGCCCCAGUUCUUCAUCGGCGGCAACCCUUUCUACUGCGACUGCACCAUGGAGUGGCUGCAGCGCAUAAACCAGCUGUCGCACCUGCGCCAGCACCCGCGCGUCCUGGACCUGGACUCGGUGACGUGCCGCCUCGCCCACACGCGCGGCAACCCCACCCGCCCCCUGCUGGACCUCACCCCCGCGCAGUUCCUCUGCCCCUACGAGACCCACUGCUUCGCGCUGUGCCACUGCUGCGAGUUCGACGCCUGCGACUGCGAGAUGACCUGCCCGGACAACUGCUCGUGCUACCACGACCACACGUGGGCCUCCAACGUGGUGGACUGCUCCAACGCGGGCUACCGCACCGUGCCGCAGGGCAUCCCCAUGGACGCCACCGAGAUCUACCUGGACGGCAACGACCUGGGCGACCUGGGCAGCCACGUGUUCAUCGGCAAGAAGAAGCUGCAGGUGCUGUACCUCAACGGCAGCAAUAUCGCCAACAUCCACAACCGCACCUUCAAUGGGGCCAACUCGCUGCGCGUGCUGCACAUGGAGAACAACCACCUGCAGGAGCUGCGCGGCUUCGAGUUCGACCCGCUCAAGAGCCUCAACGAACUGUACCUGGACCACAACAACAUCAACAAGGUCGGCAACCAGACCUUCACGGCCAUGCGCGAGCUGGAGGUGCUGCGCCUGGACGACAACAAGAUCGAGGACUUCAAGCCGUGGCAGCAGCUGGCGGCGGCCUCGGCGUCCGGCAAGCUGGCGCAAGUGUCGCUGGACGGCAACCUGUGGACGUGCGACUGCGAGCACGUGGCCCAGAUGGAGGCCUGGAUGAGGGACAGCGGCAGGGCGGCCGACCCCGCGCGCAUGAUGUGCAAGGGCGCGGCCGAGACCGUGGCCGAGGUCAUCGCACGCUGCAGCGACGCCAGCCAGAACGUGGUGGCCACCUCGGUGGUGCAGCGCGGCUCCGUGUACACCACGCCGCUGCUGGCCCACGACUACGUCACCAUCGUGGCCGCCACCCUCGCCUCCAUCGUGGUCGUCUUCCUGGUGCUCGCCCUGGUCUUCAUCUUCCGCCACGACGUCCGCCUGUGGGCGUACUCGCGCUACGGCGUGCGCAUCCUCAGCGACCCCAUGGCGGAGGCCGGCGACGAGAAGGACCGCCUGUACGACGCGUACCUGGCCUACUCCGUCAAGGACGAGGACUUUGUGAGCCAGGUGGUGGCCGCCGAGCUGGAGCAGAGCGGCUACUCGCUGUGCCUGCACUACCGCGACAUCCACCUGAUGAGCGGCGGCGCCAGCUACCUGGCCGACGCCGUGCUGGGCGCGUCGGACGCGUCGCGGCGCGUCGUCCUGGUGCUGUCGCUGAGCUUCCUGCAGAACGAGUGGACGCGGCCCGAGUUCCGCGCCGCGCUGCAGGCCUCCCUGGAGCAGAAGCGCGCCGCCGUGCGCCGCCACAAGGUGAUCCUGCUGCUGACGACGGCGCUGGACGCCCUCGCCCUGGACCCCGAGCUGCAGCUGCUGCUGCGGACCUGCACUGUCAUCUCCUGGGGCGAGAAGCGCUUCUGGGAGAAGCUGCGCUACGCCAUGCCGGACGCGGCGCUGCCCCUGACGCGCAAGAAGCGCGCCGCGCCCGCCACCCUGGGCAAGAUGUCCCCCGCCGCGGCCGAGGCGGGCCACGGCCACGGCCCCGGCAAGGCGCGCUACACCGCGGCGCCCACCUCGCUGGACGCCUGGUACAAGUACAGCGCGCCGCAGCACUUCCUCCCCGCGCCCACGUGUGGGCCCACCCCCACCCAGUCCGAGGCGCACGACGACCGCGCCGCCAGCCCGCAGCUGCAGCAGCUGUACAACUACGCGACGGCGCCCUCGGACGGCCAGAGCCAGCACAGCUACGUGUCCAUCGACCGCCACAACCCGUACGGCCUGCACCACUCCUUCAGGCGGCAGCGCGACAGCCACGUGUACAGCACCAUCCCGGACACGCUGACGGGGCCGCUGACGGGGCCCUUGGGCGGCCUGGCGCCCGCCCUGGCGCCGUCCUCGUGCCAGCCCGCCCUGUGUAGGCUAGCCAACGGGGAGUUUGCGGUCAUUCAGGCCGCCCCCGGCCAGCCCGGCAGGACUUACUUUGUGUGAGCCGGCUGGCUGGGUGUGUGAGUGUGUGUGUGUGAGUCAUCCUACCAGUGCGGCUCGGCAGGGCCCGGGCACGCAUUCGACAGGGUUUUGUUUGCGAACUGUUACUAUUUAUUGUCACUGGCAAAAGUCAUGGAUGCUGUGGAAAAGAAAGUGAGGAAAAGAGUAAUGACAAUUUUUCAUAUUUAUGUUUUUUUGUUUGCGAUUUGGCAUUCCAAGCUUUAGUUUUCAGUGACACAGACUGAGUUUGUUAAGUACCUUAUUUAUAAUUUUAGUUAGUUAACUGUGUCGAGCAGAGCCACUUCAUUGCUCGAAUGAUUGUACUGUGUGGCAAAGUCUUUUAUUUAUUGUUUUUUUUUUAUUUUAAAUUUUCAAAUUGUAGACCGGUGAUUUUUAUUGAUUUCUUGACUUUUAAACACAAAAAGCCAGUCAUUGUGAAUACGCACGUAAACUGCUCUCUAAAUAUCUUGAUUGAAUGGCUGUGAAUGUAGCUAAAUGGUUCCCCUGUACUAUUGUCACUUUGCCGAUGCCAGUAUUUUGCGUUUUGGCGCCCGCUGCCCCCCACGUAGCCACGCCAAGCUGUGAUGUAAUCUCUAUACUGACCUAGCCUUUGUGCCAGACGGCCGAUGACCACUGAAUGAAUCUGCGCCAUAUUAUGUGAGCAUGUUUGUACUCUAUAGUUUGACUAUAUAUCAUAGGAGGCUGGCCACAAUGGUGGCCCAGGCCAGCCCAGCCCAGCGCCCUGCGUGGCUCUCCGGCUGGCAAAGGACAGCCAAGGGUGGCUCACAAUGGCUGACUCUGGGUGGCGAUUCGACAUAGCUCGUCGGGCUCGCCAGGUCUGAUCCAGCACAAUGCGAGUUAGCACCGAACCUUUGGCCCGCCAGACUCGUCUAUAGAUUUUUUUGGGGAUCGCCUUUGUUUCGGGACGAACGGAAGCUGCCCCCACGUUCUGGAAUAACGAGUCUUAUUGACAGGCGCGAAGUCUCGAUCGUCACAAGUGAAAAUCCGUUGUUACCUGAAUCUCACUCGAGGGCCACGUGUUCCUCUUAUUCACACAUGCUGCCACUCUAUCAAAGUCGGGAAGGAUAUAGUUAGGUCUGAUUAAUGUGACUUUCAUGAACCAGUCAAGCUUCGGCACGUCGCCUUUUUAUGCUCUGUAAAGUUAAAAUUGAACCAAAUGUUUGUGAUUUUGUUGCUCAUACUUGCAUUGUAUUAUCUCACCCUGUACGCACUGUAAAGUCACCAUUGAUUGGUCAUUCAAUGCCACAUUUUCAUGGUCUGCAAUGAGUUGAUAGUUAUAUGAAAAAAUUUACCUUUAUGAUAUUCCUGCAUAAAAGUGUAUAAUUUGUGCAUAUGUAUAGCUGUUGUGUAAAUACCCAUUCAAUCUGACUGUAUGUUUUGUUAAUAUUGCACAGUUACGUUAUUUAUUUAUUUGCUUGUAUUUCAAGCGAAAUUGUGAUACUUAGGGCCGAAGAAUGGGGUACAACUGUGAUCUAAUGUACAGAGGGCCUCCAAUUGGCAACUUAAUCUUCCAAGUGUGAUAAAAGACCCUGUAAUAAUUGUGGCUCAACAACCGAUACAAGCACUUCAUUUUACUGAGUUGACGAUGGAUUUCAGAGUUGUGUUUUUGUAAUUUCUUUUUGAGCUUGAAGGAGCGUCUUUUCCGUAUGUGAUGCAGAAUCAAAAGAUGCCGAUACAUUGAUAUUGAUGGCAUAUCUGCUUCUGAAUCACAUACGGAUACACCGGCGCUGGCACUCUGAAUGCUAGUUUCAAGUUGUUAAGUUUUGUUGAAUUAGUCAGCACAGAGCGCGCUGAUCACCACAAUCAUACUGGUCACCUAUUUAUAUAGAAAUGUCUUCAAUUUUCUAUGUCGCUAUGUAUAUGUUUUUUUCCUGAAAGUCUGAUACUAGAUCAUAAACUGUUAUGUAUUGACUGUACAUAAAUCUUUUGUUUUCCUGUAUAAAUGUGUACAUAUUAACAAACAUUUUAUAAAUAAAUAUUAUACUCGUUACAUUAUUAA
Molecule: messenger RNA, 6452 nt
Organism: Thrips palmi
Lineage: Eukaryota; Metazoa; Arthropoda; Insecta; Thysanoptera; Thripidae
Product: toll-like receptor Tollo
Exons: 1
Coding region: 251-4435 (1394 amino acids)
Biological process (GO): signal transduction
Molecular function (GO): protein binding
Source: RefSeq, a predicted model, not a curated record